CGGCUCUCGUUGAUCUGAAAUACCCAACUCCAUUCUCUCUGUUUAGAUCAUAACCAAAAAGCAGAUAAAACUACAGAUGAGAAAACAUGGCAAUAUCGAAUUGCUUACAAAACAAAUAUUUUCACGAAAACCAUGGUCGUAAUAUUAAUAUAACUGGUGAUACUGCAACAUGGUCAGACCAAACAGGACACCUAUUUGGUUCCAAGGCACCGAUCAUACCGACAGAUACACUUAACUUUACCUUUGAGGGAACUGGCCAUUCAUUUGUUGGUGUCGGCUACUUGAAAGAUGAACAAGUUAGCUGGGUUAUGAAAUUUAGUAUCCAGGUUAACUAUGAAUUUGGAGAAGGUUUUCUGCAUUUUUUCGAUGAUUUUAAAAUUGUAAUGGGAGUUAAAGAUGAAAUUCGAGAAUGGAUAGAAUUACCCGAUGGCGAAUUAACUGACCUCUUUGUCUUCAUUGAUAUUAGAUUUGGAAGUAUAAAAUUUCAAACUGGUGAGUUUAGUCGUAAUAACAAAUUUCUUGUUUUGGGCAAAAAUGGAACCAUGGACAACAAUAAGUUUGGUCUAAAAACUCCCAAACCAGGCACCUUUUGUGUGUGUAAGAAGCCAAUGUCCAUGGAAUAUCGAAUAGAGUUAGGACUUGAACCUGUCACAGCAGCUAGUUAUUGGACAGCAAAUAUUGUACUGUCCAAUUUUCCUCCAGAAAUAGUCCCGAGGUCUUAUUCUGAUAUAUUUAAAAUUGGUUCGUUUGAAAAUGAGCAAGGGACAAUACAGCUGCAGUUUCGACCCAAAGGAAUAAUCAUCUGUAGCUUUAAAACUAACCGAAGAGAAAUACAGAUCCAAAAUAUUCACCUUGGUCGCGAUAUAUACAUGUGGAUUGAGUUAUUCCGAUGCACGAUAAGGAUGGCAUUGUUGAAAAACGAUGAAAGCGAUCCGAUGGGAUAUGUUAGAGUAGUCUUAAUUAGCAACCCAGUGGGCAGUCAAACAGAUAUCAGCUCUAUUACCAGACCCAAGCGCCAGCAGGAUACACAAAUAUGCGACCAACAACUAUUUGUUGUGCCGGCAUCUAGUACUAUGAGCCAACCAAGAACAGUGAGAGUAUUAGAUUCUCCAUUACAACGGGAUAAUAUUUCAUGUCGAUUAACCGUUGAAACUACACCGCAUAAUGCUGACGACGAUACAAUGGUGAAGACGUGCAUCGAAGGAAGCAAUGGCGAUAUUACUGAACUUGCACAAUAUCUUAAUACUCUGUCUUCUAUAAAGACAAUGAUAGAAAAUACCCUGUCUUCUAUAAAGACAAUGAUAGAAAAUAACCGAACACCCAUUUCAUAUUAUCAAAUGUAUCACUCCAUGCAAACACAGAUGUGGAAAAUAUUUCAGGAAAUGGAGAAUAGUAAUGUUUAUAAUCCUUUAGAGUUGCGAAGUGCACAUUUCCAUUUUAUGGACACAUUUUCUUCCAUCCAUGCAGUACUUGACUAGGCCUUAAUUAAAGAUAAAUGGGGCAUACCUUGCGCUCGUCUUUCUCGAUUGGGAUAUUCCGUAUUUUUAUAUUAGCGGGAAAAGGUUGUGUAUAAAGAUUGUCUGCAAUAUCACUUCGGUGGAUCAGGGUGGAAGCGAACGUUAAAUAAAGCUAUUUCACACGCGCGUAUAGAGUCAAUAGUUAAAUUCAAUGACAUUUUUAUCACUUUCAUUCUCAGGAAACAAAAAUUAUCAGGAUUUUUUUUUUCUGUAUUUGAAAAUGAAAUUUCUGUUAAUUGAAGGGAUUUCUGUAAAUUACAGGAAAAACAAAUACGGAUAAAAUAUUCCUGGUAAUUUUUGUUUCCUGAUUUUUUUACGUUUUUUCACGGAUUUAUUUGUUACAGUGUAUGGGGAAUUGUAUCUCCGUAAGUUAUAUUGAGGUAAAACCGAAAUUAUUUCUAACGAGUUACAUUUCUUGAAUAUCGAUAAUGCUCCUCCUUCAAACAUGCCGAACAAUCCCAGCAAGUUUGUAUAGAAAAUCUAAAAAAAAUGCUGACCUGUUGAAACUUUACAAGAAUUUUUGCAUAAGGCUUAACGUCCGCUUCCACCUUGGCUGAUAUCGCCAGAAGAGCCAGAUAGUAGGGUAAGUCAAGCAUGAGUACGUUCGUUUGAUCGUUCCUGGAGUUUUACGCCCACUUCCACCAAGGGUGAUUUCGUAGACAAGGGCAUGGGUAGGAGACGACUGGCCUUUAUAAGUUCACAUGUGACGUCUAGAAUUUAAUUUGCAAAAUGAAAAAAAUAAAUAAAUAAUAUUGUGAGCUAAUUAACCCACACCGAUAUUUGAUAUUUGAAUAUGUAAAAAUGAUGUUCUAGUAUAUGUUAGAUCUCAAAGUUAAACAAUUAGGCAAAAUAGGAGUUAGAAUUUCUCGUUUUAGAAUGUUAGUAAUAGCGUUAUAUAACGCAUCGCUGUAUAUAGAGCCGGCUACUUAAUGCCAACAUUUUCAAGGCCUAAUCCCUUAAUAACAUUGACCAUAUGGGGUGUUCCCACUUAGCCGACAGGCUUUGAUGUCAAAUUUUGCCGCUAAUCCAGAGUUAAUCCUAGAACAAUGGUGUUAUAAACUAUAGUCCAUAUCUUUUUUAAGACUAAAACUGUAUUGAUUUUAACAAAUUUAACUUUUAUUAAAUAACAUUAGAUAGCUUACACAUAUAAAAAUAUAUUGAUUUUAACAAAUUUAAUAUUUAUUAAAUAACAUUAGAUAGCUUACACAUAUAAAAAUAUAUUGAUUUUAACAAAUUUAAUAUUUAUUAAAUAACAUUAAAUGAUUUACACAUAUAAGAACAUCAUUCUUGGUGUUUACAGUAGCUGGACAAGUUUUUGUUGAACAUUUCCAAUGGACGGCAUUUGGUCUGCUUGACUUUUAUACUGAACUUAUAACCAUUGUGUAUUAAAUAUCAGCCACCUCGAUUAUUGGAGAUAAAGCGAAUAUUAACCUGAACGUUUGCCAUUUUAAAAUAAAUAUAAUUUCGACACAGAUCGACCAUCUAUUUAUAUUAAUAUAGUGAAUUGAAUUCAUGUUUGAAAUCAUAACGCCGGCAUGAACUGUGUUCAAAAUGUCAUUAAUUAGUUGGUUCAUAAAUUUUAUUAAGAGGGAUUAAGAGCUCAUUAACGCUGAACACUAGUGAACAGUUCUUGAGUGACUACUUUUAAACAGACUAUAGUUUUAAGAUCAAUCAAAGGAUUAACAGUCUGCCGGCUAAGUGGGAACACACCGACCAUAUGUUACCUUAAUUGCUCCGAAAUCUUAAAAGGGUUACGUGUCCGGAUAAGCGGUUUUGACGUUCACGUGCAAAAGACUCAAUAUUUUGAGCUGAAAUUUUGAGACAAGGUAAAUACACCAUUCAUCUAUAUUUUGGGGCUUAAAUUUCAUACAUACACGGUCUUUUAUUUCUGAGACUCUGUUAAAAUCGGAAUGGUCCGUUUAAAUAUAAUGCACGCUUUACCCAAAUCCUUCAAUCUAAUCGUAUUGAUUUUAAUGAAAUUUCUCUGUUUGAAAGUUACUAGUUACAUAUCGUGUCCAUCGAUUUAACUGAAACUAAAACCAACAAAACGGAAAAAGAUGCAUGCUUGAAAGAAAAUGUUCAAAUAAAGACUUUCACUGAGAUAAAAAUUUAGUAUUUGUGGUAUUUGGGUGUUAAUAAACCGUGUCCGAGCUGGUAUAUAGAUUGUUUAACCCAAAGUGUUAACAAUAGGAAAUCUGAGUCUACUAUGUUAAUAGGAUAUUAAAUCAAAUUUUAUUGGUUUUAA
This is a messenger RNA of Patella vulgata (common limpet), 3762 nucleotides long. RefSeq lists its product as uncharacterized. The coding region runs from base 87 to 1478 and encodes 463 amino acids. The record is from RefSeq and is a predicted model, not a curated record. Lineage: Eukaryota; Metazoa; Mollusca; Gastropoda; Patellidae. The transcript has 5 exons.